This is a messenger RNA of Trichobilharzia regenti, 3714 nucleotides long. NCBI's taxonomy places the organism in Eukaryota, Metazoa, Platyhelminthes, Trematoda, Strigeidida, Schistosomatidae. The record is from the annotation of a GenBank genome assembly.
AUGACAGUUGUUCAGCGAAAUAAUUUGAAAGAUUGCACGUUGAAAGAAAAGCUAGACUUUUAUUAUCGUGUCGUGAAAAGCCAAAUUCUUCGGUUUCAACACCCUAUCAGUGGAUUAUUUCCUCUCAUACCUAUGAAUUCUAACUGUAGGUACAGUCAUGUACGGGAUUCCGUGUACUGCGCCACAGUUGUGUGGGCUUUACAUAGGUGUUUCUCACGAGUGGAUGAUGAUGAAGGCCGUCAUUAUGAACUCGGGCAAAGUGCUGUUAAAUGCAUGCGUAGCAUUUUGAUGGGUUGGAUGCAACAGUCUACACGAUUAGAACAUUUCAAAAGAGUUCAAAAUUCGGAUACUUGUCUGCAUCCACGUUUUGAUUACGAGACUGGGGAACCCAUAUAUGAUGACCAUUACAAAAACCUGCAAAUGGAUUGUAUUGGAUUAUAUGUUAUUCAGUUGACACAAAUGAUUCAUUCUGGACUUCAGAUCGUUUAUACAAAGGAUGAAGUAGCGUUUGUUCAGAAUCUCAUAUUCUACUUGGAAAGAGCUUAUCGUAUCCCAGAUUACGGAAUGUGGGAACGUGGAACUAAGCAGAAUCGUAACAUAACAGAAUUGCACGCCAGUUCUAUCUGUAUGGCAAAGGCUGCACUAGAAUCAAUUGCUGGAUUCAAUAUUUAUGGAACUGAAGGAGGUCAUUCAUCUAUCCUUUUCAUGGAUGUUGAUGCACAUAGUCGUAAUAGGAUAAUUAUGACGAACUUAUUACCCAGAGAAUCUGCAUCAAAAGGCACUGAUGCUUCACUUAUACCAGCUCUCUGUUGGCCAGCAUAUGGUACGUGCUCAACAGAAACUCGAUUGCCAGCUCUAAAACGUUGUUUGGAUCGUUUAAAAGGUCGUUAUGGCUUUAGACGAUUUACCCGAGAUGGUUAUGCUACUGUUUUGGAUACAAAUAAUGAAUAUCAACCAGGAGAAUUGAUGAAAUUUGCUGGAAUUGAGAAUGAAUGGCCAAUGUUUUUUGCUUAUAUGAUUAUUGAAUACUGCUUGAGUGGUGAAUUGGAAAAGGCCCUGGAGUACGAUCGGUUAAUGCAACCGCUUCUUGUUCAUCCUGUAUCUGAAUUUCAUCCGUGGCUUCCUAAAUUCUUUUAUGUUCCCAUUGAAGAAUUGGAAAAAGAACGUCAAUGUCGUGAUUCAGUAGCUCGUAAAAGCAGUUUUCGUUUAGCUGGUGAAUCUCGAUUUUUGUGGGGACAAUCAGUUUAUAUUCUGUCUCAAUUACUUUUGUCUGGUUGUCUUCUUCCGCAUGAGUUAGACCCUAUUGGUCGAAGGCCAGCACAACGUUUUUCUGGUUUAAUUUCACUUGGUAAUGAAAUCGUAUGCCCUGGGAAAUCAAUGAAUGUAACUAUUCAAGUAGUGCUUAUAUCUGAAUCUGUCCGCCUUCAACAAGUUUUAGCUACAUAUGGAAUUAUAACGCAAACACCUUUACAAGUUGAACCUAUUCAGAUAUGGUCUCCGGAUCAACUAGUGCGAGUUGGAAAAUUUUUGGGAUGUAGCGAACGUUUAGGACUCUCCGGUCGUCCUCCUCGACCUUAUGGACAGUUAGGAACUAGCAAAUUUUACAGAAUAUCUGGUCUUACUGUCCUGUGUUAUCCGUUAUUGUUUGAAGCCCAAGACUUUUAUCUUCUACAUGAUAUGCAAGUGGUUAUAGAUGAAGCUAAGACAGAUUUUUUGUUUCUUUCAAAUUGGUGGAGAUUACGUGGACGUCCAACAUUUUGUUUUCUUAUGCGUGAGGAUAUGGUGAAGGUUCCAGGAUUUGAUAAAUUGCUUCGCUUUCUGGUGAGCAUGAAGAAUGGUACCGUACAGGAAGCUCAUGUCGUUCUUGGACGUGCACAGAAAUUUGUUUCAAGUGGAUUCGUGGAACACUUGGAUUUUCUACCUUAUUGGACCGCUAAAGGUGAAUAUUUUCGUAGAUUACAUCAAUUGGAUGCUGGACGUUCAUAUAGAAGUUUAGAUAAUCUACCUAAAGCGGUUGGUAUAUCGUCUAAAUCUUUAGGUCGAUCAAAAUUCCAUAUAUCAGAUGAAGACAUUUUUCGCAGCAUUCACAUGAUGGACAGAGGACCCUUACAAAAUUUAAGUGAUCUCCAAGUAAUUGAACAAGCUAUUAAACCUGGAGAUGAUCCAUUAAAUUUAGCCCAUCGUGUAGCUGCUUUACAUGAACUGUUGAGUCGUCAUGGUUUAGAUCACGGAUUUUCUACUGAUGAACACUUUCUUAUUGUUCGAGAUUGUCUUACUGAAUUGUCUCGCAAAGCUGGUAUUCAACAAACAUGGUGUGUAGUACGGUUGUGUGCAGCUUUAUUGUCUCAAUUCGCCAAUAGUUUAGCUCCAUCUUUAUCAAUUAUUCUGGUUUGCGGUAAACAAGUUACGGUUGGUGUUGCACAAGGCUCAGAAGUUGUAGUGAAUAAACCUUUAAAUCCAGAUGAAUUAUGCUCUUUGUUACGUGAAGAAGUUUACUCGCAUGAUCCAGUACAAUUUUCAUUGCAACAAGAAAUUAUUCUGUGGGUUAGUAGUUUAUUAACUUCAAAUAAAGAGUUAUUUGAUGGAAUCAAAUUUAUUCGACUAGGUUGGUUGUUGGAAGCAAUGAAGUUGAAACUUGAGUGGGAAACUUGUAUUUGCCUAAACCAUAAAGAUAAUCAACAGCAUACUGAGGAUUGUCUAUGUAGUUCAUCAAGAUCUACGUAUGAAUAUGUUUUAAAAGCGUUGUCCACAAACGAUUCAAAAAUAAAUCCUCGUAGUUUGGGCGCAUGUCAUUUGUAUAGUUUACCACCAUGUCAAGUGAAAGAUCUACUAUUGCGUACACUAAAAGCUGGUCAAGUGGAUAAAAAAUUUGAGAAUACAAUUACUACACCUGUUCACAGUAAAUUUAAUAAUUCUAUAGUAACAACAACAUCUAUUACCAAUGCUACCCCGUGUAUUACUCGAGAGUUAACUGUAAUUACUGAAUGUGGAACGAUAAAGGAUUCUUCAGAAUAUUCUCUUCAAACUCGUCGUGCACGUUUGCGACGUCAUUAUCAACAUGACAAGCAUUCCUCUUUCUCUUCACCUGAAGCAUCACGUGAGUAUUCGUCUAGAGAACUUUUGGAUAUGGCUAAUCCCUUGUUUCAACGUCAGUUGGAUGGAUGCCUGGGUCGUGUGCCUCCGACAUUCUAUGAAGGUGUUUAUCUGAUUCUUGAGAGAUCUACUCAUGGUUUUCUGAUUUGUGGCAAGCUGCUACUACAGAAACCUACUUUAACUGAUAUGACACCGUAUGACUUCAAUUUUAUUGAUGAAGUUGAAUGUCUUCUUCGACCAAUACGUGAUCCUGUUUAUCGAUCAUUAGUUGUAGAAACUAUUAUGGUUAUUGCAGUUAUACUACAAAGAAAUAGUGAACUUUCAUUCAAAGAGGCAGUAGACAUUCAAGUUAUCAUUGAAGACGCCAUGAAUUCAUUUAUGCGUGAUCGUCAGUCUGAUAAACCAGUUGAUAACUUAAUUAACAACGUACGAAGACGUAUGUCAUGGCCUGAACCAGACAUGUUAUCUUCUGAAUUACCGGUCUAUUCUCAAUUCACAUCAACUCCAGCGAACACUCCUAUGGGGACUACUUGUUAUAUCGCAAAGGCUGUACUUGAUCGUUUGUUGCAAGGAAAUAUAGACCUGACCAAAGUUAGUAAAGAUGCUUGUUGUACAAUGUAA